Paramecium primaurelia is the source of this 2925-nucleotide messenger RNA. The record is from the annotation of a GenBank genome assembly. Lineage: Eukaryota; Ciliophora; Oligohymenophorea; Peniculida; Parameciidae.
AUGCAAUAAUCAUAAUUACACAAACAUAUAGAUGAUGGUUUACUUUAGUAAGAAUUACAAAAUGGAUAUUCUUAAGAUGAAAUAUUGAAUGCAUGGUAUGCUUCAUCUGGAAAUAGAUCUCUUUUUUAAUAGCUUUUAUAAGGAAUGAAAAAUUAAUCAUUUAUAAUUAGUCCAAUUACUCAAUAAUUUAAUGAUGAUAUCUAAGUAGCUAUGGAAGCAUCAUUAACAUUACAUUAAUAAAAUAUUCCAGAAGGUAAAAUUAGGAUAGAUAAAAUACCAUGUGGAUUAUUAAAUGUAGGGAAUACAUGUUAUUUUAAUUCUCUUCUUUAAACUUAUUAUUUUAUUUCAGAUUUUGUGUCUCCCAUAAUUAAAUGUAAAUUUGAUCAUAUAAAUCUUCAAAAUAUUGUUGAUAAGAGAGUAGUUAAUUCAAUCUAACUUCUUAAAAACUUAUAAAAUCUUUUUGUACUUAUGAUUGGAAGUGAUAGGUAAUUUGUUGAUCCAAAAUAAGUUAUACUUUCAAUAUAUGAUGAUUUUGGUAAAGCUUUACCUAUAGGAGAUUAAAAAGAUGUUGGUGAAUUUAAUAAUUAUUUUUUAUCAAGAAUUGAUGAAGGUAUCACUUAUUUAACUUAAUCAUAAUAAAAAGGUUAGUAAUAAUAAUUUUAAUAAAAUUAUCCUGGAUAAUCUGUUAUUUAAAAUCCAACUAAUUAUUCACAUUAAUAGAAUAAAAGUUUUAUUUCAUAAAAAUCAUUAUUAUUUAGAAAAUCAUCAGUUAUUGCAGAAAAUUCUGUUAUGUAUAAAUUGUUUUAUGGCAAAUUUACACCUUAAAUUAUAAUAUAAGGUUAGGGAAGUAAAGAUUGUUAACAAGAAAUAUUUAAUUAUAUUCAAAUAGAUGUGAAUAGUAAAUCUUUAAUAGAAGGAUUAGAAAAAUAAUUGAAUUAAGUUGUGGAAUACAAAAAUGAUAUUGAUGGAUAUUCAGAAGCAAUCAAAUAGUUUUGGAUAUCAUAAGCUCCUCAAGUCCUUACUUUUUAGAUAUAAAGAGUAGAAUUUAAUAAAUAAUUUUGUAAUUUCUUUAUAUAAUUAAUUAGGUUCUUUUGCUAAAAAUAACUCUCCUUUUUUAUUUGAUAAAGAAAUAUAUAUAGAUCGUUUUCUAUUAUCUAAUCAAAAAAUUGCAAGAGAUAUACAAACAUAGAAUUAAUAAAUGAAUGAUAGAUUAAAGAAAAUUGAUGAAGAAUUAGAAAUGUUAAAUUAAUUUAAUGGAAAUGUUUAAAUUAUUUAAAAUUUAGAAAAUACAUUAUAAUUUUUGAAAUUAUAAACCCCAAAUGAAAAAUAAAAUCCAUUUUAUGUAAACAACAAUGACAAUUAAGCAGUUAUUAAUUCAAUUUCUUAAUAUCAUUAAUAUUUUAUUAAAAAAAGAGACUCAUUAUUAAAAGAGAAAAAAGAAACAGAAUUAAAAAUUUCUUAAAGUUAUAAUAACUUAAAAAAGUAGAAAUACAUUUUAUAAUCCAUUUUAAUGCAUGAAGGUAGUCCUAAUGCUGGUCAUUAUUUUGUAUACAUUUAUAACAUUGAUGAUCAAAAAUGGUAUGUAUUUAAUGACACUCUUGUUCAAGAAGAGACAGAAGAAAAUGUACUAAAAUAUGCUUUUGGUGAUUAAACAAAUUCUAAAAGUGCUUAUUUAAUUUAAUAUGUCAAAGAAGAUAAAGUUAAAUAAACUUAAAACUAAAAUAAGAAGUAAAAGCUAUUUAGUACAAGUAAUGAUACAAAUAAUUAUUUAAAUGAUGUAUAUGGAUCAUUAUUAUCAUAAUAAUAGAGAGAUUUUCUAUAUUAAGAUAAUCAAAAGUUAAAAAAAGAAAUUAUUUAAUAGUAAUUAGUUACCUAAAUAGAAAUAAUUGUUUCAAUAUAUCAUUAAUAUUUAGAGAUUGCUAAUGAAAAAUAAAUAAAAUAUUAAUAAAAAUAAUAUAAGUUAUUGUAAUACAAACCACCUUUAAUUGAAAAUUUUGCUAUGUAUUUGAAAAUGAAACCUGAUGAGAAAAUGUUCAGAUGGGUAAUAUUAGAUUAUGCAAUUAAAAAAAUGAUGCCUACGACCGAUGGAUUAUUUGGUAAACCUCAUUUUGAUGAGAAUUUAAAGAUAUAAAUAUUAGCUGAAGUUAACAAAUACGUAUAUAAUAAACCAAUAUAACCAAUUCCUUAAAAUUAAGAAUAUUAAUAAUUAUUAGAUGAAUACAAAAAUGUUCUUAAAUUAUAGAGUAUGAUUGCUUAUGUCUUGGAAUAAUACAAUAAUAAUAAUUUAAAAGAAACUGUAAUUGCUUUACAUUUUUAUAUGAAAUUAGCAAAACUCACCAAUUAAUAAUCCUUUUUUUAUAAUUUAGCCUUAUAAUUGAAACCUCUAGUUUUAUUAGGAAUCAUUUGUAAAAUAUUUUAUCAGAAAAAUAUUGGUGAUUAAGAUAUACUAGUUUUUAAACUAAUAAUAGCAUUUUAGAUGUAGGAACACUUUCUAUAUAAAGAUUUACCAUUAUGGAGUAAGCAAUUAUAGAAUUUAAUUGGUGUUGCUCUUUUAACUUAAGGUUAAAAUGAAAAACUGUCAUAAGAUGUACUUAAACCUUUAAUUCAAAAUAAGAAAGACUUUGAUAUGUGCUCUUAAUUAGAUACAUCUUUUCAAGUAAAAUACUAUAUUAUUCUAGAAAAUUGAUUAAUAUUACUAAUCCAUCUAGUCUAUAUAUUUAAACAAAUAAUUUGAAAGUGAUCUAGAUGACUACCUAUAAGAUAAUUCAAUGAAUUCUUUAUAGACCUUUUUAUAAAUAAAAGUAAACUCUUAUAUUUAUCUAUUAGUGUAUUUUGAUUUUAUUUGAUAAAAUAUAGAAAUCCAAUUCAAUUUUGGAUAAAAAAGAUAUUAUUAAAAUAAUCGAAGAAAACCCUCAAAAUAAAUGA